Messenger RNA from Paramisgurnus dabryanus, 1010 nucleotides. The record is from RefSeq and is a predicted model, not a curated record. Lineage: Eukaryota; Metazoa; Chordata; Actinopteri; Cypriniformes; Cobitidae.
UCAAUUCAAUGACGUAGUUUUGGCUCUUAAUAAAAAAAAGAGAAAUUCAUUAAAAUAUGAGUGUUUUGUUUGUGUCCUGCCUUGCUGUUUGUCUGUUGCCCUUUGUACACACUGCCCCAGUCUCUGUGGCUUGGUGCUAUCACAUGCCAUGGUGUAGUGAUACUGUUUGGUCAACAAUAAGUAAAGAAUGCAAUGGCACUGAGCAGUCUCCAAUAAACAUUGUAACUGCAAAUGUUCAGGCUAAUACUAAUCUAACAUCAUUUAAUUUCACUGGUUAUGAUGAUGACACAAACUUAAUUGAGAUAAAAAAUACUGGCCAUUCAAUUAAGGUUGCACUUGAUCACGAGAAAAUGCAUGUGGAAGGUGGUGAUCUGCCAGGCUUGUUUACCAGUAUGCAGUUUCAUCUACAUUGGGGUAAUGGGAGUACAAUGCCUGGAUCUGAACACACAGUUGAUGGCAAACAAUACCCAAUGGAGUUGCACAUAGUGAAUAAGGCAUUAACUGAUUCAACAUUGGCUGUCUUUGGUUUCUUUAUUGAGGGCACUAAUGACACUGGGAAGCCAGAGAGCUGGAAGACGUUAACGUCUUAUCUUGCAGAUGUUGCAAAUGCAGGUGAUGAAGCGUGCAUUACCGAAUAUAUAUCCAUGAAUGAUUUGCUUCCUGGGGUGGACAGAACAAAAUAUUAUCGCUAUCAUGGUUCUUUGACCACACCCAACUGCAACGAAGGUGUGAUGUGGACGAUCUUUAAAGAGCCUGUUAAAGUCAGCAAGGAUUUGAUUGACCUAUUCAGUACAAAUGUCUUUAUCAACAAGGCAAGCAGCUCGUCCCUAAUGACCAACAACUUUAGGCAUAUCCAGCCCAUCAACGGCAGGAUUGUGACAUCACAAGUAACUGAUAUUGCUGGUCCGAUUGUACCUUUAGCCACAAACUCUUGUCUAUCAGACCCUUCUGUUUUUCAGACUGAAGUAUCUCAAUCUACAUUUGAUCUAGUAAUGGAAGAAUACUGGUAA